GGCGGUGAGCUGGAGCGAAGCAGCAGCUGUCGGUUAACGGGAGGAACGGGACCGUUUAACACCUGAAACCACCGACAGAGACACCGAGCAGUCAGCGGAGGUUCAGCCGAGGAUCAGAGCCAGAGUCCGGCCGCAGUUAGAUGUGAUUCGGGGGUCAUGGCGGAGCGGCAGGCGGGGAGCUCGUGGAAGAAACACGUCUCGGAGCAGCUGAAGCUCAGAGAUCGAGUCCAGAAACACGCGUUCGAGGAAAUCAUCCACCAGUAUCUCCACCUGCUGGAGAAAGCCGACCUUCAGGCCGUUCUAUCAGAGCGAUAUCAGACUGAGAAGUACGAUCUGCAGAGAGGACACGAUGCCGGGUCGGGGGCAGACUCUGGUCGCAGUGACGCUCUGCAGCAGGAAAUGUCCCAGAUGAGAAUCAAACAUCAAGAAGAACUGACAGAGCUGCACAAGAAGAGAGGAGAGCUCGCUCAGAACGUCAUCGAACUGAAAAAUCAGAUUCAAGAAAAAGACAAAGAGAUCCAGAACAACGAGGCCACGAUGUUGGAUUAUCAGCAGCAGAUCUCUAAGCUGGAGGGAGACUGUCGGGAGCUCCGGAGCUUCCUGCAGGAUCUGGAGAGAGCCAACCAGACGCUGAAGGACGAGUACGACGCGCUGCAGAUCACCUUCAGCGCUCUGGAGGAGAAGCUGAGGAAGACCACCGAGGACAACCAGGAGCUGGUCUCACGCUGGAUGGCUGAGAAAGCUGUGGAGGCCAACCGCCUCAACGCUGAGAACGAGAAGGACAGCAGACGCAGACAGGCCAAACUGCAGAAGGAGCUGGCCGACGCCGCCAAAGAGCCGCUGCCCCUCGACCCGGACGACGACAUCGAGGUGCUGGCCGAGGAUUCUGGGAAAGGAGGUGGAGAGACGUCGCCCAACCGACCGCUCAGCCGGACGUCCAGUAAGAAGGUGUCUCAGCCGCCCCCCGGAGGUCUGCUGGACUCCAUCUCCAACAUAUUUGGCGUGUCUGAGUGUGUUCAGCCUGGACUCGUCCCUCCACACUCCAGCAGGCGUCGAACCGCCAACUCCUUCAGCUCGUCACCCGAGGCCACCGAGGCACCCACGGGCGUCUGCGCCGAGGUCCGGGUCCCCUGCACGGCGCUGCACGUCUUCGACGCCCACGACGGCGAGGUGAACGCGGUGAGGUUCAGCCCCGGCUCUCGUCUCCUAGCAACAGGAGGGAUGGACCGACGCGUGAAGCUGUGGGACGUCGUCUCAGGUCGCUGUGAGCCUAAAGGAGCUCUGACCGGCAGCAACGCAGGAAUCACCAGCAUCGAGUUCGACAGCGCAGGCUCGUAUUUGCUCGCCGCCUCCAACGACUUCGCCAGUCGGAUUUGGACCGUAGACGACUACAGACUGAGGCACACUCUGACGGGUCACAGCGGGAAGGUUCUGGCGGCUCGCUUCCUGUUGGACAACGCUCGAAUCGCCUCCGGAAGCUACGACCGAACACUAAAACUGUGGGACCUCCGCAGCAAAGUCUGUAUCAAGACGGUGUUCGCAGGUUCGAGCUGUAACGACAUCGUGUGCACGGAGCAAUGCAUCAUGAGCGGACACUUCGAUAAGAAGGUUCGAUUCUGGGACAGCAGGGCGGAGACCAUAGUCCAGGAGCUGGAGCUGCUGGGCAGGGUCACGUCUCUGGACCUGAACCAUGACCGCACGGAGCUGCUGACCUGCACCAGAGACGACCUGGUGAAGAUCAUCGACCUGAGAGCCAACGCCGUGAGACACACCUUCAGUGCUCAGGGCUUCAAGUGUGGAGCCGACUGGACCAGAGUCACAUUCAGUCCUGACGGCAGCUACAUCGCCGGAGGAUCAGCUGACGGCGCUUUGUACAUCUGGAACGUUCUGACGGGGAAACUCGACAAGACUCUGGACAAGAACCACAACUCUGCCAUCAACUCGGUGUCCUGGUCGCCGUCGGGAACGUUCGUCGCCAGCGUGGAGAAGGGCAGCAAAGCCAUCCUGUGGUCUGACAUGUGA
Molecule: messenger RNA, 2022 nt
Organism: Scomber japonicus (chub mackerel)
Lineage: Eukaryota; Metazoa; Chordata; Actinopteri; Scombriformes; Scombridae
Gene: atg16l1
Product: ATG16 autophagy related 16-like 1 (S. cerevisiae)
Exons: 21
Coding region: 157-2022 (621 amino acids)
Biological process (GO): autophagosome assembly; negative stranded viral RNA replication
Cellular component (GO): autophagosome membrane
Molecular function (GO): protein binding
Source: RefSeq, a predicted model, not a curated record